This is a messenger RNA of Chenopodium quinoa (quinoa), 420 nucleotides long. RefSeq lists its product as uncharacterized. The record is from RefSeq and is a predicted model, not a curated record. The coding region runs from base 1 to 420 and encodes 139 amino acids. NCBI's taxonomy places the organism in Eukaryota, Viridiplantae, Streptophyta, Magnoliopsida, Caryophyllales, Amaranthaceae. The transcript is spliced from 2 exons.
AUGGUACUUGGACUAGAAAUGAUUAAGGAUAUGGUGAAGAAGGUCAAGUUGAUCGAAGAAAAGAUUAAAGCAGCCCAAGAUCGACAAAAAAGUUAUGCUGAUUUGAAAAGGAGGGAAGAGGAAUAUGAAGUAGGAGAGAAACCUAACGAGCUUGAAAGGGUUCACAAUGUGUUCCAUGUGAGCCAAAUCCGAAAGUAUAUUCCUGAUAUGACACCUGUGUUACAACCAGAAACCAUUGAGAUGGAUGAGAAAUUGACUUAUGAGGAAAGACUAGUAAAGAUUCUUGACUCUAAGGUCAGGAGCACAAGGAACAAGGAUGUGAGCAUUGUGAAAGUAUUGUGGUCAAAUCAGAAAACUGAAGACGCUGCAUGGGAAGCUGAGGCUGAUAUGAGGAAAUGUUACCCAGAACUUUUUGCCUAA